AUGAGCACAGGAGCCAUUUACAGACCAGGCAGCCAAGGGACCAUGGAAGAUCCGGACACCCAGGAGGGCCUGCAGGUGACCCAGUCCACUAUCCUCUACCUCAUCCAAGAAGCCUCCAAGCUAGCAACUCCCUCCCCUGUCCACAACCGCUCCAUAGACUCAAAGCCUAAGACUUUACCUGUAUCAAAUGAAAGGUCUAAAAAGAAUCAAGUGUCUGAUCAUAGACCUUAUCCUCCUCAGCACAAUUCCUCUCUCGUGAGCCUUCAUAACCAGCCAAAAGAUGACUUAGAACAAUGUAGGAGACAUACAAACUCAGUCCUGCCCAGCCGUCAUAGUAGCAGCAGUCCGUGGGAGUUGAUGAGCCUGAUCAACAUGCAGUGUGAGAGACUCCUCCAGUCAGAUGACCAAGAGGGAACCUCAUCUAGGGCUCAGUUGGUUCCUAUAGACUCUGACGAUCAUCCUCCUGAAGGUGUGGGGUACAGUAAGAACACUGUCCCUGUCUGCCCCACUCUAGUCAGUACCAGAGGGGAUUCUCCCCAUCAGCAUGUCGGGUCCAGGGGAGAGAUGGGGGAGUUGGGUGGAGGUGGUUAUUGCUCACCCACAUGUCCAGGUACCAGUUCUCAGACAUCACCAGAUGUCAAUGGCAGCUACAAAACUAAACCUGGUGUGGGAGCUUCAGACUCUGAGGUUGUAAAGAACAAAGAAACAGGAGCCACAUUUUGUCUUAACGGUGAUGGAUUGUCUGUGAGUGAAGAAAGCAGAAAGGUCCCCUGUGCCUUAGUCCAAGAAGACAACACAGUGAAGGAGGUCCGUCCUGAGGCGAAAGACGGGCUGUCAGUUAAACAUCCGUCUGUGUCAUAUAUAAACCUGUUUGGGCAAACGCUUGUCCACAAAGUAGCUACAAUUCAGGAUGCAGCAAGUCUGUCGUCUCCCUCCGUAGACACCAUGACAUGCUUACAUCCAGGCCCAGAAGAGCUGAACCUUAACAUGACCCUGGACUUCAACUCAAACAUAUGUUUUACCUUUGACCCCAAGGAAGACAUGCCACCAGCCCCGAACUCCCCUUAUAAUACUAUGUUGCUCAUAUUGAACAGUGAAGCAGGGUCUGUGAUUGUGAACGCAAAGUCAGUACAAGAUGGCAGUUUUGCAGGCGUCAAAGCCGAGCUCAACGAAAGAUCCAUGGAAGAGGACACAGACACACAUGGACACUAUCCCCGCAGCCCCCAGUCUCCCUCUCCGUCUGACCCCAUGUGGAGGUCCACCAAGGCCCCCAGGAAGCAGCUCCGUCCCAGCCGGAGUGUGGAUGUUGGAGACCCAGACUUCCAGGGAGUGACGUUCCGGAUGCAGACGGAGCUGGACGACAGCAGGGAGCAGUGUCGUCUUCUCAUCACCUCCAAGAAGUACAGUGAAGAGCUCUCCAGUGGUCCGACCAGGAGGUCACUGAGAGCAGGCAGGUCCCGUUCAUCCCAGAGUUCCAUGAGGACCAGCAGCUCUGAAGAGAGCGACCCCUCCUCCAGUGACUACCAAUCUCUAUCACUCUUCACCAGGAGGGGGCGCCACUACUGCACAAAACAAUACCAGCACCAAAACCGAAUGAGAGAGGAGCCGCAUACUGAGUCAUGGAAACAUGUCAUUUCAUUAUUCUACAACAUAUAUUUAGGAGGAUUAGGGCACAAGGCCUGUUUGUUUGUACUGAUAGCCACUCCUUUCUCCCCAUCAGAGAAUAAGAUCUGUGCCUCUUGCUGCACCAUGAAGACUCCUCUGUGGCGAGAUGCUGAGGAUGGUACCCCGCUGUGUAACGCCUGUGGAAUAAGGUAUAAGAAGUACAAGGUACGCUGUCUGCAGUGUUGGCACAUCCCUAGGAAGGAGGGCAACUCCAACUCACGCUGCUUCAAAUGUGGAAACUUAUCACGGCUGGCUACGUCCCACCGCAAGCAUUCUGCCUUGUAGGGGAAGGGAACACACUUAGGCUUUGGCAUGAGGUCCUAGACACUGAUACCACAGACAGUCCCCCUCCAGGUACAUGGUAAUUGGCCACACCUCCUGACUUUGACUCUUGGAGUUGUUUGAUAAUUUAUUACAUCACAUACUGUCAUAGUGGGUCACAGUGUUGGCUGAGCCAUGGUGAGUCACAGUUUGACGGGUAUGGCUGCUUUUAGCACUAGCGUGCACUUGUCACUUUAGGAAGAAAGAGUGUUCUUCAUUUGAAGUCUCCUGCUUGGAGGCUGUGUCUGACAAUAGACUUUCUGUCUGAAAUGACCCUGACAAAAGUAGUGCACUAUACAGGGAAUUGGGAGUCUCUGGCCAAAGGUAGUGCACUUUUGGGACUAAGGACCCAUGGUUCUGGCCAAAGAUGGUGCCCUGCUUUACUGGGAAUAGGUAGCCAUUUUGGACUGUUUUACUCCCCUUGUUUACUAGGCUUGACCUUGGUGCUAUCCAGUUUGUAU
Oncorhynchus masou masou (cherry salmon) is the source of this 2447-nucleotide messenger RNA. RefSeq names its product zinc finger GATA like protein 1 (gene zglp1). The record is from RefSeq and is a predicted model, not a curated record. Gene Ontology annotation, cellular component: nucleus. Lineage: Eukaryota; Metazoa; Chordata; Actinopteri; Salmoniformes; Salmonidae. Gene Ontology annotation, biological process: spermatogenesis; regulation of transcription by RNA polymerase II; oocyte development. Gene Ontology annotation, molecular function: sequence-specific DNA binding; zinc ion binding. The transcript is spliced from 6 exons. Bases 1 to 1950 code for a protein of 649 amino acids.